Clupea harengus (Atlantic herring) is the source of this 2337-nucleotide messenger RNA. It is a transcript of the gene cfap52, whose product is annotated as cilia and flagella associated protein 52. Gene Ontology annotation, molecular function: protein binding. The record is from RefSeq and is a predicted model, not a curated record. NCBI's taxonomy places the organism in Eukaryota, Metazoa, Chordata, Actinopteri, Clupeiformes, Clupeidae.
UUCACAUUUUUCAUGAUCUCAACAUUAUCUCAUUAGGAUACGCAAUAAACACGUUUCAUUGAAAACGUUCUCUGUCAGAACUGCUGGGGCAGGACACCCUAGCUAGCAGAAUUGUAUCUCAAUGGGAAUCGCAAGGUGACGUCAUAGAAGGUAUCUCAGCAACAGAUACAAACAAACUCUUAGCAACAUAGAUCACUGUUGCUACUCGUUGGAAUGACCAAUAUAAAGUUCGAACUGUCCACGUAUUUGACUCUUGCUAGCCGGGCAUUGUUUGGUGCACGGAAAUAAGGUUCAAAUUUGGUUGGACUCAAGCAUGGGAAGCGAAGCGCAAGACGUUUGUCUGCUUGAGCUGGAGGCGGUCAUAGGCUUCAAUGGGCAUGUAUUCUCCGGACUGAUAGUGCAUCCCGAUAGAGAACAUUUGAUAUAUCCUCUGGGCUGUACCGUCAUUCUAAAAAGUCUCAAAAACAAUAAGCAAACUUUUCUUCACGGGCAUACCAACAAUGUUUCCUGUGUCAGUGUGUCCAAAAGCGGAAAUUUCAUCGCAUCUGGUCAAGUCACUUUCAUGGGCUUCAAGGCUGAUGCCAUCAUCUGGGAUUUUGCCAAGAAAGAGGUGUAUGCAAGGCUUCAGCUCCACAAAGCCAAAGUGGAGGCCCUUGCAUUCUCCCCCAACGACAAAUAUCUUGUUACCCUUGGUGGCCAAGAUGAUGGCAGUAUUGUGUUGUGGAACAUCAAGACUGGUCAGGCUAUCUGUGGAUCCCCAGCUUCAGCCCACAAUGCGGGUCACUGCUUGACCGUCCGGUACUGCAACCUGAACGACGACGUGUUUGUCUCCGCUGGAAAUUGCACCCUUCGUGUUUGGGAGCUUGACCUCCCCAACCGAAAGAUCCGUCCCACGGAAUGUCAGACUGGCCAACUGAAGCGCGUUGUGAAAUGCAUCGAGAUCCCCGAGGAUGAUAGUUUCUUCUACUGUGGAACAACCAGUGGAGACAUUCUCAAAGUCAACUUGACGACGUUGCUGCUGAAUGGCUGUGGGCCUGUCAAGCACAAGUUCAGUCAGGGUGUGAUAGCUAUGAGGAUGCUGAAGACAGGAGAUCUGCUGGUGGGCUCGGGGGACGGCAUGCUCACUCUGUGCAAUGGGACCAAUUUCAAAAUGAAAAAGAACGCGCAGCUGGAGGGAGGUGUGACAUCUGUUUCCCUGCGUGGAGAGGGACACCAGUUCUUCAUUGGCACCGAUGCUGGGCAGAUCUACCGCUUUGGCUACACAGACUUCAAACCCGAGCUCUUCUCCUCCAAUCAUAAAAACGCAGUGAAUGGUGUGGCUUUUCCUUUCGGGUCGUCAGAGCUCUUCGCCACCUGCUCGAAGGAUGACAUUAGGGUAUGGCACGCCAAAACAUCCAAAGAGGUGCUGCGGAUCUCUGUUCCCAAUAUGACUUGCAACGCACUGGACUUCAUGCGGGAUGGCAGAAGCAUUGUCAGUGCCUGGAACGAUGGGAAGAUCCGCAUCUUCACCCCGGAGACCGGUCGCCUGAUGCUGGUCCUCAACAACGCCCACAGUAUGGGAGCGACGGCCAUCGCCUGCACCAAGGACUGCCAGAAGAUUGUCAGUGGUGGUGGAGAGGGACAGAUUCGUGUGUGGGAGAUCCUCAAGGGAUCCUCCAGGCUUCUUGAGAGCAUGAAGGAGCACAAGGCAGAAGUGACCUGUGUCAAGAUCAAGAGCAAUGAUAAAGAGUGUGUCAGUGCCAGCUCAGACGGAGCCUGUAUCAUAUGGGACCUCGAGCGUUACGUGAGGAAUCAGAUGGUCCUGGCCAACACUCUCUUCCGAAGCGUCUGCUACCACCCGGAGGAGUUUCAGAUUAUCACCAGUGGCACCGACCGCAAGAUUGGCUACUGGGAAGUGUAUGAUGGAUCAGCCAUUAGAGAGCUGGAAGGAUCCCUCUCAGGAGCCAUCAAUGGAAUGCAUAUCACACAGGAGGGCGACCAUUUUGUUACUGGUGGCGAUGACAAGCUGGUGAAGGUGUGGCACUACUCUGACGGUGCGGUGAGCCAUGUGGGCAUCGGGCACAGUGGCAGCAUCACCAGCGUGCAGAUCUGCCCCAACAACAAGCACAUCAUCAGCACCAGUGCAGACGGAGCUGUGCUUCGCUGGAGGUUCCCUCGCCGCUCCAGUUAGAACAGAGAACCAACAGCCAGAGCCCAGAACCCUAUUCUGAGUUGUCAUAUUGCCAUACGUGCCCCAUUUAUUCUCAUUAUUAGUCUGACGUUAUCCAUAAAUUAGACAAUACAUUUUAGUUUGUCCAUAAAUACCUGAUGCUAUAUUAAAAGAUCAUUACAAUAUGA